Messenger RNA from Saitoella complicata NRRL Y-17804, 441 nucleotides. RefSeq lists its product as uncharacterized. The transcript has 2 exons. The record is from RefSeq and is a predicted model, not a curated record. The coding region runs from base 1 to 441 and encodes 146 amino acids. NCBI's taxonomy places the organism in Eukaryota, Fungi, Ascomycota, Saitoellomycetes, Saitoellales, Saitoellaceae.
AUGGCAACCCCUCAUGGAUUGAAGCUCAGGCUUCCUGAGUCCUACAACGGCAAACGCGACUUGAUGGUGAUUGAGAACUGGUGUUUCUCAGUUGAUCAGUACCUCAGUCUCGCCGAGGAUAUCAGAGCCGAGAAACAUUCAGCCAUCAAGCGUGGUCUCAUGAAGUACUUUGCCCCUGUGAACGCUGCAAGAGCACUCAGAGACGAGUGGCAUGGCUCUCGUCAGACGACAUCGGUUGGCGAAUACGUUACUCGACUCAACAACCUUCGCAUUCAAAUCCCGGAGAUCCGUGACAUCGAAUUCCUCGACAAGUUCAUCCAUGGUUUGAAGCCAAAGGUCAGGUUGGAACUCGAACUUCGCAACCCUCAGACUCUGGACGAAGCCAUCAUGAUUGCGGAUCGAUACGACAGUAUUACAUUCAGCAACAGGAUUCUCAACUAG